Messenger RNA from Peronospora belbahrii, 1935 nucleotides. The record is from the annotation of a GenBank genome assembly. NCBI's taxonomy places the organism in Eukaryota, Oomycota, Peronosporomycetes, Peronosporales, Peronosporaceae.
AUGCAAAGUGAGCGAUCGUCUUCCAAGAGCUUUAGUUUUAUCUCGGAAGGAUCGUUCUGUGUCAAUAGCAGUAGUACCUAUGACUGGGACUGCGUCGGUGGUGCUGGAGACGAUAGUUAUCGCCUUCAAGUACCGAGAGAUAGACGUGCUGAUUCGACGACGGUGACGGACAAUGUCGAUGAAUUAUUGAGUCUUAAUUCACAGUCUCAAGUAGCUACAGGAGCUAGAAACAUACAUCAAUGGGGACUGAAAGACUCUUUCAUGCUCGAUCAGACGCGACCGGACUCGGAGAUUCCUAUCGUCGGCAGGUCUAGCUCCGCUCCACCGUCCGUUCAGCUGCUUCAGGAACUUGUCCGACCGUCUGAGAGGAGGCGAGCAGCUACAGCACCAGCAUCAGGCAUGUUCAACCAUUUAUUGUAUGGAAGUUUACGUGCAGGUAUAUUGGCUGACCUUUUCUCGCCGCUAUAUUGUGGACUGGCGGUUUCAGCGGCAGCGACAGGCUUUAUGGUGCCAUUCCUCGCUAACACCUUCCAGCCAUUAUUGUGCGUGUAUCUUAGCCUCAGUAGUGACCAAUGCGCGGCUACGCUUCGUUUUCUUAAAUUACCGGGAGCUAGCAGCUUUUUUAUUGGUUUGAUCUCCGAUUUCUACCCGAUCUGGAACUUCCACCGUAAGUCGUAUAUGCUCGGGGGGUGGAUUUUUGCCUACAUGGCGUUGAUGGCGCUUGCUAUUGUAGCAUUGAGUGACGAUAGCACGGGGUUAAUGAACUCUGGUGUCAGGAGCUUAUAUGGAGGUGCGGUCUACGUGAUUCUGAUGAUGGCAGCCAGUUUAGGUGUCACAGCGGCGUCAGUUGCUGCAUUUGCCUUUUUGGUGGAAUUAUCACAGCGCGAGCCAAUUCACGAACGUGGCAUGCUUUUGGUACAGUAUUUGUUAACACAGGAAACGGCAACGCUGUUGGCAAAUAUUAUGAUAGCGGUCGUGGUGAGAUACGAUGAAAAGUCAGGAACAACAGAGGCGCUGAUUUCAAUGAAAGUGAUCAUUUUGAUCAUGGCAGUGGUGACAUUGGUACCGAUACCAGCGGUAUUGUUUCAACUAGAUGAAGAACCUAGGCAGCUCAAGGUAGAUUCGGUGGAUCGAUUAUCACUCACGCGCCAACUGUGGCGUAUUUUGCAGCAAGAGGCAGUGUGGCGCAUAAUUUUUUUCGUUUGCUGUUGCGUCUUUUUGUCUUCAUUUCGAUUCACUUUUGUCGAUGAUGCCGUAUUGUACUGGGCAAACACUACACCGGAUAACAAGCGUAUGGGUGAGAUCCCAAAACAGAUUAUCAUGAUUCUUUCGAUCUUGGCGUUUCAGCUCACACUGUUCAACUACAGUUGGAUACGCAUCUCUGUAGGAGGCAUACUACUGGGUGUGGGAGUGAAUUUGAUUGCAACACUCCCGACAAUCUUUGACGGUGUCCGCAGCGCUUGGUACACCAUGUCAAUUUCUUCAGUAUUUGGAAUCUCGCGUGCAGCCGCAUUACUGGUAACGUUACUCCCGCUUGUGGAGAUUACAGAGAACUGUCUGGAAGGUGCGACCACGGGACUUGUAUCGUCAUAUACUGCACUGAUCAAUAUGGUGAUUUUGACAUUCUCGGAUGUGAUUAGCACAUCGAGCGCACAGCUCGAAAAAGACUUUGCAGCUGAUGUAAUUGCAGAGGACGCGUCCAAAACGCGCACUCAGAUUUUGUCGUUUGUGAUGGCAAACAGCGGGAUCAAUUUACUGGCAUUGAUCCCAAUCCUCUAUUUAUUGCCACGCCAGAAGCUGGAAGCUCAAGAGAUCCGCUCGUAUGGCGAGUACAAUUGUUUUGCUGGAAUUGCAAUUGCAGCUCUUUUUCUUGGGCUUGUCGCGUAUGCUGGUAUAGUAAACCUGUUGGUGCUGCUGAACGACACUGAAAGAUGA